AUGACACCUCUCUUACGCCUACCUCACGGCUCCACAGCCCGUUUACAUUUCAACUUGAGCGCAAAUCAUAACAACAGUGAGGUAUUGACAACCAUACAAAUCAUACUUACUGCGUUAUUCUGCAUCAUGUCGCUGGCCAAUGUCUAUCAUGUGCGGCGUGUCGCAGAGACCUCCGCAAAAGCAUGCAUGAUCUGCUACAAGCCCUCAACCACUGUGAUGAUUACGCCAGAUAACAAGGUAUGCUGCACUAUAAUGUUAUGGCUAAGAGAUACCCCCGAGUCUACUAUCGACUUUUUCUAUGUGUGCCCCGCACAUCUUCAAGAUCGGCAUUUCUGUUCUCCCAUUAUCGACACAGAAGGUCAAGCAAAACGUCUCAAAGAAGAGGCAAUGGCCAAAGAAAUAGAGAAGGUCAAAUCGGAGUAUGAAGAGAAACAGCGCCGAAAAAAAGAGCGGAAGGCCGCGAGCAAAGAUGAAGAUGAGAAAGAUAAGGACAAAGACGAGUCCAAAGACAAAAGCAAAGAUACCCCUGAGACGAACGACACUGACGAGAAAGAUAGAGAUGACAAGAUUGCUUCAAUUCGGAAAGAUACUAGCACAGCGACAAAACCGGAUGAUUCUCCUCGGGUCUUCUCUUUGCACAAAAACUUUUAUCAAAUGCGCAUUGACCGACUUCGCAAUAUUGAGAUGGCGAAACGAAAUUCGGAAAGGCUGAAGAAUCCUUCACUGUUCCCUUCCGUGCCAUCAGGGAAUCCUUAG
Molecule: messenger RNA, 756 nt
Organism: Penicillium salamii
Lineage: Eukaryota; Fungi; Ascomycota; Eurotiomycetes; Eurotiales; Aspergillaceae
Source: the annotation of a GenBank genome assembly